AAGAGAGAGAGAAAGAAACUUGCACUUUAGUAAUAAUCCAUAGACCCUUUCACCCCUCAUUCAUUACUUUACCAAACUCCCUAUCUCUUCUUCUCAUGUUUCCCUUGCCUUCAUCCUUCACCACCAUUCCUCUCUCAACCACAUCCCAUUCCCAUUCCCAUUCCCAUUCCCCUCAGGUUGAAACAGAAGAAAUGGAGGCUGCUUUGAAGACCAGUUUCAGAAAAGAAAUGGUCAUUCCCCAAGCUUUCAUGGAGGAGCUGUCAGGGUUCAACGGAGGUCAAAAUGACGACUUCUCCGUUGACGACCUUCUUGACUUCUCCCACGCCGUGGAAGAAGAAGAACCAGAACAACAACAGCAAAAGGUAGAACAAGAACACUCUGCUUCUGCUUGUGUCUCCCUUCAACAAUCCCGUGAAAUUUCCAAACCCGCCGCCACCAGUAACCACCACCCUUUCAAAGACGAAUUUCCCACCGGCGAGCUCACUGUUCCGGUGGAUGAUGUAGCGGACUUGGAGUGGCUGUCUCAUUUCGUUGAGGAUUCUGAAUUUUCUGCCGCCGCUGCCUUCCCGGCCGCCGUAGCCUUACCGGUGAACCCAAAGAAGGAGGUGAAGACCGAGCCGGAACCAGAAACCCCGGUUUUUGCCCAGCCCCGUUUCAGAACUUCGGUUCAGACCAAGGCGAGAAGCAAGCGAACGAGGAAUGGUGUUCGGGUUUGGCCACUCGGGUCACCGGAGACUUCCUCCAGUUCAACCACCACCUCGUCUUCCUCUUCGUCUCCUUCCAGCCCCUUGCUGAUGUGCACCAGUUUUCCCCUGAGCGGCGAGCAGGUUUGCUCGGCGGCGGCAAGGCCUCCUCCGGCGAAGAGACCGAAGAGAAUCCGAAACUCCUGUUCCGACCAGGCGGCGCCACGGCGGUGCAGCCAUUGCGGCGUGCAGAAGACCCCACAGUGGAGGACUGGGCCACACGGAGCGAAAACGCUCUGCAAUGCUUGUGGGGUCCGGUUCAAGUCGGGUCGGCUCUUACCCGAAUACAGACCCGCUUGCAGCCCCACAUUCUCCAGUGAAUUGCACUCAAACCACCACCGGAAAGUCUUGGAGAUGCGGCGGAAGAAGGAGGAGGGUGAAGUUGAAACCGGUUUGUCAACUGUUAUUCCCAGUUUUUGAUUUUAUUUAAUUUUAAUUAGAAAAAAAAAACUAGGUAGAAAAAGUAGCACAGACUUUAACCCGGUUCUAUGGGACCCGACCCGAGUUAGUGUACACAAUUUUCCCCUCUUUGCAUUGAGUGCGGUAGGUGUUAGGCUUUGUAACUGUUUAGGAGACUUUGAUGAUAUGCAACUCUUUUUAGUUUUGAAUUA
Messenger RNA from Lotus japonicus, 1354 nucleotides. RefSeq names its product GATA transcription factor 5-like. Gene Ontology annotation, cellular component: nucleus. The record is from RefSeq and is a predicted model, not a curated record. NCBI's taxonomy places the organism in Eukaryota, Viridiplantae, Streptophyta, Magnoliopsida, Fabales, Fabaceae. Gene Ontology annotation, biological process: positive regulation of DNA-templated transcription. Gene Ontology annotation, molecular function: zinc ion binding; sequence-specific DNA binding. The transcript has 3 exons. The coding region runs from base 96 to 1163 and encodes 355 amino acids.